Molecule: messenger RNA, 852 nt
Organism: Penicillium subrubescens
Lineage: Eukaryota; Fungi; Ascomycota; Eurotiomycetes; Eurotiales; Aspergillaceae
Exons: 5
Coding region: 1-852 (283 amino acids)
Biological process (GO): regulation of transcription by RNA polymerase II
Cellular component (GO): nucleus
Source: RefSeq, a predicted model, not a curated record
AUGACCAGUCAACUCCACAGGUCGAACUCCCUCCCCUUCUUUCCUGCGAUUUCCCUUCCUUCCUUGGACCUCCGCACCCCUCUCUCUUUCUCCAACACACCCACUUCUAAACGUGCAGUUUCUCCCGCCUCCUCGGCCGGUAGCCAUGUGUCUGGAGUCUCUCAUCCGCCUGGAUCGCGCAAGCGACGACGCUCGACCAUCUUAACCGACGUCUCCAGUGAUGAACUUUUGAGUUCUAUCGACAAAUGGGAUGACGGUUCCGGUCCGCUCGAAUCACCGUCUUCGAAAUCGGGGAUUCGCUCACAUUCUUACGGCUCGGUUAUUACUUAUAACAAUCCAUUCAUGUUCGAUUCGACUCGCACGGAAUACGCCAGGCCUCCCCCAAGUUAUCCCACACCGACAGAGCCGGUUUCUCCUAUACUGGGAUCCAUCAACCGAACCCCGUUAAGUUCGACUACGCGGGCCGAAGCGACGGGCAGCUAUAAAUGCACGCAUCCCGGCUGUACAGCAGCACCAUUCCAGACUCAGUAUAUACUUAACUCUCAUGCAAAUAUACACUCGCAAGACCGGCCUCAUUUCUGUCCCGUGGAUGGGUGUCCACGAGCAUCAGGCGGGAAAGGAUUCAAGCGCAAGAAUGAAAUGAUGCGGCAUGGCCUGGUGCAUAACUCUCCGGGCUAUCUAUGUCCCUUCUGUCCUGAUCAGCAGCAUAAAUAUCCUCGGCCAGACAAUCUUCAACGACAUGUCCGCGUCCACCACGUUGAUAAAAGUAAAGACGAUCCUAUUCUACGUGAAGUUCUCGCACAGCGUCCAACCAGGAGUACACGAGGACGACGAAGAAGAUUGUAUUCCUAG